CCAGAAUUCUCUUAGAGGUUCUGAAAUGCCUUAUUUCUACAGAACAGUUGUGCUGGGCUCAGUUUUUCCCUACUCACAAGUUACAGAAAGCUAUGGUAAGUCUGGGUGCUCUUGGCCUAUUUGUCUUCCAUCCUGUGGGAUCUACCCUCUGCAUGGUUGAAGGAUUUCUCCAGGCAGAUCUCAUUACUUCCCAGUUCUCUGGCUGAUCCUGUUGCCCGAACUAAGGCUGUGUACCAGAUUCAGUCAAAUCCCAAGAUGAACUGGGUUGAUUCAGGGGAGAUGAUUCAGGCUUCAGCCGAGUUGCAUCAAGAGAGCCCCAGAAUCACUCUGGGUCAGUUACUUAUUCAUUCAGGAUAUAGGUUCUAGAAGGGCAGUUUAAAAGUAACAUUUAUUUGCAUAUGUUAAAGACACAGAAAAGGGUAUCUAUGUACUGAAAACACACUGGGAUGCUUCACACAGUGCAGAUGAUGGUAGAUCACCCCAAAGGGGGAGAUUCAGUUUGAGUAGGCCUUGAAGUGGUGGUCUUUACCUGCCUUCCAAUCUCCCCAUCUGAAUAGCUAACACGAUGCCCUCAUGCUUAGAAGAUUUCAUUCCACACUACUUUUAGGGAGACUCCAGGGAGAUUUGGAAAUUGGAUGAUAAGGGAGAGCCUCAUGGCAAUAAUUAACCCCUGUAUCUAUCAUGGCAGCAGCUCUUUAAAGGGGGGGGGAGUCAGCUGAGCAGAGGAGUGCAUUCUGUCUUAGCUGGGAAGACCCUAGGGAGGCUGUAAGGUGGCCAUCACAGAGACAAAUAAGUGCCUUGCCUCCAUACCUUGCUUAGGGACUUCCUGCAGGCAUCGGAUCAGCUGCCUUCUACCAACAACGCUAUCUUAUUUCCCCCCAGGUGAGCCUAUUUUAUGACUUCUACUCAGGAAACCAUGGACAAAAAGGAGGCGCCAACUAGUAAAAAACCCAAGAAACGGGUGAGCCUGGAGGCUGCAUUCAAGGUACUGGGUUUAUAACACAUUGAAAAUCAAAGUUUCUGUGUAAUUGUUUCCCAGGUUUCAGAUACAGCAUUCCACUUUUGUCUUUUAUUAUGGCAAUCUUUGUACGAAAUGUUCCUUUUAUAUCUCCAAUUUUCUUGAACAGAUCUCUGGUUUUUCCCAUUCUAUUGUUUUCCUCUAUUUCUUUGCAUUGCUCGUUUAAGAAGGCCUUCUUGUCUCUCCUUGCUAUUCUUUGGAAAUCUGCAUUCAAUUUCCUGUAUCUUUCACUAUCUCCCUCGCAUUUUGCUUGCCUUCUCUCCCCCGCUAUUUGUAAGGCCUCGUUGGACAGCCACUUUGCUUUCUUGCAUUUUCUUUUCAUUGGGAUGGUUUUAGUUGCUGCCUCCUGUAUAAUGUUACAAACCUCCAUCCAUAGUUCUUCAGGCACUCUGUCCACCAAAUCUAAAUCCUUGAACCUGUUCCUCACUUCCACUGUAUAUUCAUAAGGGAUUUGAUUUAGAUUGUAUCUUACCGGCCCAGUGGUUUUUCCUACUUUCUUCAGUUUAAGCUUGAAUUUUGCUAUAAGAAGCUGAUGAUCUGAGCCACAGUCAGCUCCAGGUCUUGUUUUUGUUGACUGUAUAGAGCUUCUCCAUCUUUGGCGGCAGAGAAUAUAAUCAAUCUGAUUUCGAUGCUGCCCAUCUGGUGAUGUCCAUGUGUAGAGUCGUCACUUGUGUUGUCGGAAAAGAGUGUUUGUGAUGACCAGCUUGUUCUCUUGGCAGAACUCUAUUAGCCUUUGCCCUGCUUCAUUUUGAACUCCAAGGCCAAACUUGCCAGUUGUUCCUUUUAUCUCUUGACUCCCUACUUUAGCAUUCCAAUCCCCUAUAAUGAGAAGAACAUCCUUCUUUGGUGUCAUUUCUAUAAGGUGUUGUAAGUCUUCAUAGAAUUGGUCAAUUUCAGUUUCUUCAGCACCAGUGGUUGGUGCAUAAACUUGGAUUACUGUGAUGUUAAAAGGUCUGCCUUGGAUUCGUAUCGAGAUCAUUCUAUCAUUUUUGAGAUUGCAUCCCAGUACAGCUUUCGCCACUCUUUUGUUGACUAUGAGGGCCACUCCAUUUCUUUUACGGGUUUCUUGCCCACAGUAGUAGAUAUGAUUGUCAUCCGAACUGAAUUCGUCCAUUUUAGUUCACUGAUGCCCAGGAUGUCAAUAUUUAUUCUUGCCAUCUCAUUUUUGACCACAUCCAACUUACCCAGGUUCAUGGUUCUUACAUUCCAGGUUCCUAUGCAAUAUUUUUCUUUACAGCAUUGGACUUUCCUUUCGCUUCCAUGCAUAUCCGCAGCUGAGCGUCCUUUCGGCUUUGGCCCAGCCGCUUCAUCAGCUCUGGAUCUACUUGUACUUGUCCUCCGCUCUUCCCCAGUAGCAUGUUGGACGCCUUCCGACCUGAGGGGCUCAUCUUCCAGCAUCAUAACUUUUAUAUGCCUGUUGUCUUUGUCCAUGGAGUUUUCUUGGCAGGGAUACUGGAGUGGCUUGCCGGUUCCUCCUCCAGGUGGAUCACGUUUGGUCAAAACUCUCCACUAUGUUACAUCUCCAUAAAAGUUGUAAUUGUCAAGGAAUAUCUGCAUGUCCACCAAAUGUACCUCCCUUGAGGACUGAAUGCACCUCUGUCUUUAUUCUAUCUUUCUGCUUCUUGGUUGUAAAUACACCUAAUUAACAAGAAAGAAAUGCAAGUAUUUUGCCCUGUCUCAUCACAGUAUCUCCUACUUCUUCCUGUAGGACUUGUCAAUGACACUUCUUUGGGUGUUGUUUGCUGCCUGCCUCCUGUCUGCAACCUAUGGUUACAACAUCUGGCUGAUCUACUCCCCUUCUGUGGUACAAAUGGCUUCUUUUAUUUUGUGGGCUGUGUUCCCUAAGGGGUAAUUUGUUGUGCCUCUGAAAGUGGAGGUAAGCCAUAGCUAUUGUGGCUAGCAGUCACUGACAGUCUAAUUCUACAUGAGUUUGUCCAAGUUAGUGACUGUCAGUGCCAUCAACAGCGACUGUGCUGCUUGAAGGAGUGCUUUCUUUUGACUCUCCUGAAUCUUCCAACAUUUAGAUCCAUUGGAUUUCCUCAAUUUCUGGUGUUAUAAGGGAGGGAGGGGGAGACAAAAUAGCAUAAACAUUUGUAAAUUUAGAGAAAUCCACACUUAAAGGUGGUUGAAUUUUCAUGAGGACUUCAAAAACAUCACAAACUGAUAUGGACCGGAAGAGGACUGAAUUUAAGAAGGGACAAAUGAGAAAUUGAGAGAGAUUGACAGACUCUCCUAUCCCUGGUCACAACCGUUGAGAUUCUGCUGUCAUGUGAUGUGUAGUGCUGUCCUAACAUCGACUUUUCUGUGCUUCUCUCCUAGCUCAUAAAAGACUUUUAUAACGUAACCACUUUCCCCCCGAAGAUGAACCCUAACAUCAAGUUAUUCUUGAUGUCCUCCUCCAUCGCUUUAUAUCCACUGGGAGGUACAUUUGGGGCACUUCUGAUUGGCGUCCUGGAGGAUAGAUGUGGCAGGUAUAGACAGAAUCAUGACUGAUGAUGGGGAAAUGAGUUGCUUCUGACCUACAUGCCCUGAUCUGUCGCAUUGCUCACCACCACAGAUACCAAAUGGCCCAUGAAGGGGGAGGAGGUCAUAAGAAGAACAUAAGACGGGCCCUGCUGGAUCAGGCCAAAGGCCCAUCUAGUUCCAGCAUCUUGUCCUCACGAUAGCCUACAGGUGCCCAUGGAAUGUCUGCAGAUGCCUAUGGAAAGCCCACAAGACAGCUACUAAUAACUUAAGAAAGCUUUCCCUGACGUGUUACCCAAUUCUAUAAUGGAAUACUACCUGUAGAACUCCUGAAAUGUUUCUUAUUGUUCUUAGAUUCUUGAGGCAGUAUCUUUUGUGUUUUGUUUUAUCGUCUGCGGCUUUGAUAGCUUUUGGCCACAACGUGGUUAUAAAUCUGCAAGAUGAAUGGAAAUAGAAUCAUAGAAUUGUAGAGUUGGAAGGGAUCACAAGGGCCAUCUAGACCAACCCCCUGCAUUGCAGGAAUCUUUGGCCCAAUGUGGAAUUCAAUCCCACGACCCUGUGAUUAAGAGUCUCAUUCUCUACUCACUUUAAAAAGCAUGCUCUGGGUGCCUCCCCACACUUGUAACCACCAUCAACUGGUCUGCGAUCCCCAUAGUGACUCAGAUAGUUGAGGAUAUAGCCACCAGGGCUAAGUAAGGUUUCAAAGUUCUAGGCAGACAAGAAAGGAAGAUAAGACAGGAUCAGCACCUUGGAGAGGGACCAAGCAGUAAGCUUCAGGGCAGGCAUACGCAAACUCAGCCCUCCAGAUGUUUUGGAUCUACAACACCCAUCACCCUUAGCUAACAGGACCAGUGGUCAGGGAUGAUGGGAGUUGUAGUCCCAAAACAUCUGGAAGGCUGAGUUUGUCUAUGCCUGCUUCAGGGGAAGUGAGGAAAUACAGUUGCUGCAGACCUACAUCUCUGCAGUAGCAUCUAAUAACUGGCCUUAUGAUAUACCCUUUAGAAAGGUAGCUCAGAGGUAGAGCACAAGCUUCCAUGUAAAUGAUCCCAAGCUCUGCACCCCUCGCGGGAACAUAGCAGGGUUGCAAAAGCCAACUUACGAGACCUCAUGGAAACAUGUGAGCAAUGUCUGCUGAAAUCCUAGAAAGGGCUUGGAUAAUUUUAAAGUGCUUAAGAGUAGGGCAGUCAGUGCCUUGCAGGUCUCCACCCAUAACUAGCAAAGUGCAGAACCAAGUAUCCAUAGAAAGCUGAAGGCCUUAUUGCAGUUCCAUAGCUGCUCUCCUACUGCUGCUCUUUUGGUGGUAUCAUAUCUUCACUAGCAACUCCCAACCCACACAAACCUUUCUGCUUUCCUUGUCUUUUCAGGAAAGGUACUUUGAUUAUUACUAAUGUUUUGUCCAUUCUCUCUGCUGUACUCAUGGGUUGCACACAUGAGGUAACUACAUAUGAAUUCAAAAUGGUUGCACGCUUGGUGACUGGAAUAUGCUCAGGUGAGUCAGGGUACUGGAUUGAGUGAUGUUGAUGAUGAUGAUUUUCAUUAAACACAUUCCCAUAACUUAUGCUGUUACCUGCCAUGUCUCCGCAUCAUUUAACACAGUGAUGUCUCAUGCAGAUAAAAAAAAAAACUGGUUGGCAUUUUGCAUACCUUCGUGGGGAACAUUUUGUGGUGCUGACCAAUUCCUGUUACUUCCCACUAGGGCCUCCUAUACACCGUGGAGAUAUUCAGAUGUUUAUAUACAUCAUGUCACAUGCAGAUCAUGAUUAUCCCUUGAUUUAUCAUCUAACCAGGAAUAAUCUACAGUGCUGUUCCCAUAUACAUUGGCGAGAUAUCGCCUGUAGAGCUGCGAGGAUGCAUAACCAUGAUGGCCAACUUCUUUUUUUCCAUUGGUGUCUUGUUGGCUCAGACCCUUGCUCUUCGGGAAGUCCUGGGGAAUGAAAGAGGUAAUUUAGAGAAGAGCACCCUUUGCUGUAUCAGAAGCACAAUCCCCGUUCGUUUAUUGUUCGCAAUAUCAUCAGUUACCCUUCUUGCACAGGUUGGCCGAUUCUGAUGUGCUUUGCUGGGGUCAUGCCAGUGUGUCAGGUCUUCCUACUGCCCUUCAUUCCUGAAAGUCCUAGGUACUUAUACAUUCAGAAGAAGGAUGAAGAUGGUGCAAGAGAAGGUAAAAUACUAUCAUCUGUACUGGGACCUUUAGGAGUGGACACCAUGCAAAGCUCCUGUGAUAAUUCCCGGGCAACUCAUAUUUAGGAUCCCAUUAGGAAUGGUGGAUAGCUUUACAAUACUUUGAGAUGUACUGGGACCACUGGGUGUGGGCAGCAUACACAGCGAGGGUACCCCACAGCCUGAAGAACAUUUGCCCAUCCCAUCAGACAAGGGUAGGGAACUUUUUCAGCUCCAGGGGCCAGUGGGCCAAUGUUGACAUGUGGAUGGGGCAAGCUACCUGUCAAUCCCAUAACAUCCUGAUGACAUCACAUGGUUGAUGGGUGGGUUGCCCCCCCCCACAGGUCAUCAUCUCCCAUUUGAGCAUGGGAAAGUGUUUCACCUACCCUUUUAAAGAUUGCUGGAGCCAUCUUUUAAAGGUGGAGCAGCAGAAAGACCCAAUCACUCUCCUGAGCACAGUGGUAAGUAGACUCUUCCCACUUUCAACAGGGGAGAGGGAAAUCCUGCUUACUGUUGAGUUCAGCUGCACCAGAGAGUUUGCUACUCAACAAGAUCGCUCCCCCUUUGCAUCAGAUGAUACAAAAGAGGAGCAAUCCUGCUUAGCGUUUGGUCUCUGCUUUGCCCAGUGUGGUGAUCACACAGGGUCCCUGGACGUUUGACGGUCUAUUGACCCUGUACCACCACUGUAAUUGCUUUCUUCGCUGCCACCAACCCGUUUCUCACAGGUACACACGGAGUCCAGACAGUUGUUAACAUUAACAAAUAAUCAAGUUUAUUUUAUAGGCAUGAACAAGCUUAUGGUUUCAGUUAUUUUUUCUUGGCUGUUUCUUAAUCUUAGUUCCUUAACUGUCCUAUUAGUUCCUAACAACUUCAAACUGAUUAUCCCAACUAUCUAUCUAUCUGACUCCACCUAACAGUCCUAACAGUUCCUCUCACUCUCUCACCACACCACUCGACCAACCCACAGACUUAUAUCCUCCCUCUUCCUUCUCCAACUCCCAACCCUCAACUGACUUUCACACAACACCCACUCUAACUCCCCCUAUCAGUUUCCACUGGCCAAUCACAUCACACUCAUUUUAACCCUUUCCUUAUGACCCACCUAGGAGGCAAACGCCACACCCAGCAUAUCAAUGGCUCUCAACAACCAGCUGGCUGUUGGGCGCUUCGUGAGCUGCACAAAGUAGUUUUGGUCAAGCCCUGCCCUUUUGGUCAGGCCCUUCCCUUGCCUGUUUGGCAAUCGGUGUAGGUGUGGGUGGGCACAGCUUGCCCAAAAUAACUUUGUUGGCUAAGCUGGGAACCUCAAUGGGGCAAGAGUGACCCGCAGGCUGGAGAUUCCUUACCCCUGUCAUGGGAUCUCAGCACUCCGUCAUUAUUGUAUCAUUCCUUUUAUCCUGAUGUUGUGAUUAACACAGGGGCUUUGCACUGCCUUUAAUUAGGUGUUUAAAAAACUUCAUUUCCACUGACCCCUUUGCUUAUUUUAGAAGUCACCUCCUUUCUUCCUCUACUCCCACCUAGCCUUGCAGAUGUUGAGAGGACGGGAAGACGUGGAGGACGAGAUGGACGAGCUCCGCGAGGAGUUCUUUGCUGCGAAGGCAGAAAAGCCCUUGAACACGCCCAAAUUGCUCUGGAAGAGAAGCCUGCGAUGGCAAGUCAUCACUGUAAUUACCUUGAUGGCUUCCCAGCAUCUCACUGGAGUCAUUGCGGUAAGAGAGAUGCAGGCCAAGGUGUUCUGAGGUUGAGUCAGGUGAAACAAAGACUUGUUUUGAACACAAAGUUCACAGGCGAUGACACCAGUCAUUCAUGCUGUGUAUCUAGGGAGAUGGUCAUAUUCUCUGCACUCGGUUGAUAUUCUGUUCUCCAGGUCUGCAACUAUCAAGCACCCCAGCACUUUUAAUAAUUAAAUCAUUACAGUUUUAAUUGCUUGUACUUCUUUUAACAUUUGAUGUUCUCAGCCAUGGACUCCAUUGGGAGGGAGGGUGGGACAGAAAUGUAAUAAACAAAUAAACAAAUUGAGCUAAAACCUCUGAUUGUUCUGGUCUAAUUUCAGGCUUACUAUUAUUCAGAGAGAACCUACACGUAUACACAUAUGGGAAAAGACAAUGUCCGCUUCAUGAGUAUAGCUACCACUGUGAGUUUCUGCCUGGCAAACAUAUUUUCGGUAAGCAUCUCCCGACUCUUCUCUCUCUCAUCUUAGCUCAUUGGGUAGAGCAUGAGACUCUAAAAUCUCAGGGUUGUGGGUUUAAGCCACACAAAGAUUCUUGCAUUGCAGAGGGUCAGACCAGAUGAUCCCUGUGGUCCCUCCCAACUGUACAAUUAUUGGAUUCUAAGGUUUCAUCACCAUACAUUUAACGCACAUGGCUUCUCCCCAAGGAACCAUUGGUGCUGUAGAUUAUCCUUCUUGGAGCUGCAGUUCCUGGUACCCAUAGGCACCAACUCCUUAGGGCUGACUUGUCUUCAGCCCCCUCAAUAUUGUUGAUCAGGGGGCUCAGCACCCCCCAAUACUGAGGGGGUGGAGGAGGCCAAGCGCUGAGUGGACUGAGGUGCAGCAUCAGUGGCAGGCUCUUCCGGAGCUCAAGAGAGGAGGAGCCGUGGCCACUGAGGGAACAGUGAGCAAACAUUGAUUUAUGAACCUUGGCCAAGCAAGUGUUUGAACCAGGCCAGAAUCCCACAUGCUAUUUAUUACACCUUCCUGGCUCAUGAUGGCCUCUUACCUGCUUCUUUGCCUCUCUCUCUCUCUCUCUCUAGAUGUUUUUAGUUGAGUCUGUGGGGCGGAAGAUUCUGCUUCUCUCUGGCUUUGGGAUCUGCGGCAUCCUCUGUGUUCUGUUAGCAAUUACUGUGGAAUUGCAGGUGGGUAAUUCAAAAAGUUUGGGCAUCUGUAUAGCCUUUUGAACCUGGGCACCCUCCCCUUUAGUAUGUAUGUGCAGAGUAACUGGUAGCCAUCGAUAGCCCUCUCCUCCAUGAACUAGUCUAAUCCCCUUUUAAAGCCAUCCAAGCUUGUGGCCAUCACUGUGGGGAGUGAGUACCAUAGUUCAACUGUGUGUUGCAAGAAGGACUUCCUUUUAUCCGUCCUGAACUUCCAAUAUUCAGCUUCAUUGGAUGUCCAGUGGAGACUCUGAAAUUUAAAAUCCAGUAGGUUUGGGUGUGAAAGCUUCAAGAUGUGAGUGACAAGGAAUUGCAGAUUUUUCCUGGAAAAGUCAUUUGGAUGAUGAUGAUGAUGAUGAUGAUGAUGAUGAUAAUAAUAAUAAUAAUAAUAAUAAUAAUAAUAAUAAUUUAUUAUUUAUACCCCACCCAUCUGGCUGAGUUUCCCCAGCCACUCUGGGCAGCUUCCAAUCGAAUGUUAAAAACAAUACAGCAUUAAAUAUUAAAAACUUCCCUAAACAGGGCUGCCUUCAGAUGUCUUUUAAAGACAAGAUAGCUACUUAUUUCCUUCACAUCUGAAGGGAGGGCGUUCCACAGGGCAGGCGCCAAUGACAAGAAGGUCCUCUGUCUGGUUCCCCGUAACCUCACUUCUUGCAAUGAGGGAACCACCAGAAGGCCCUCGGCACUGGAUAUCAGUGUCCGGGCUGAACGAUGGGGGUGGAGACGCUCCUUCAGGUAUACAGGACCGAGGCCGUUUAGGGCUUUAAAGGUCAGCACCAACACUUUGAAUUGUGUUCGGAAACGUACUGGGAGCCAAUGCAGAUCUCUCAGGACUGGUGUUAUGCGGUCUCGGCGGCCACUCCCAGUCACCAGUCUAGCUACCACAUUCUGGAUUAAUUGCAGUUUCUGGGUCACCUUCAAAGGUAGCCCCACGUAGAGCGCAUUGCAGUAGUCCAAGCGGGAGAUAACUAGAGCAUGCACCACUCUGGCGAGACAGUCUGUGGGCAGGUAGGGUCUUAGCCUGCAUACCAGGUGGAGCUGGUAGACAGCCACCUUGGACACCGAAUUAACCUGAGCCUCCAUGGACAGCUGUGAGUCCAAAAUGACUCCCAGGAUCAUGCAUUUUGAUUUCCCCCAUUACAAGGGAUCUCACAGGGGCUUCGCUCUUGAUUUUCUGUGGCACCUGUUGCAUUCCGUGGGCCAGCAAUGCUGCGGGAAAAGACAUGGCAAUUGUAAAGAAGGGACAUCCUUGAAGAUCAAGGGGGUAAUCAGUGUGGUAGACCCCAAACUCCCAUCAUCCUCAAUCAGCAUGGUGAAAUGGACAGGGAUGACCGGAGUUGUGGCUCUGCAACUUGUGGAGGGCACCAUGUUGGCAAACCCUACUCUAUGUAAAUGGUACUUAGCAACUUUAGUAAUACAUAACUGACAUAUACCCAACUUUCUCUAACAGGACACCAUAAGAGAGAUGGCGUAUUUCAGCACAGUUUUUAUUCUCCUAUUUCUCCUUGCACAGUGCAUUGGCCCAAGUAAGUACUAAGCUCCAUGGAGGAUGUAAAGGAUAUGAAUAGGAAAGAUAAAUUACUGAGUCAGUGAAAACGUUGCAUUCAAUGUUCUGAAUCCUUUCUCUCUACCAAGAUUCAACUCCGUGUCUAAUUGUAUUGGAGCUGUUCCUUCAGACAUCGCGGGCCUCAGGCUUUGUGAUUGCGGGCUUUGUGCACUGGUUCAUGAACUUUGUAUCAGGAGUGCUUUUUUAUCACACAGAGGUGAGUGAUUUUGAUGGUCAGUUUUGACGGGGAGUUCAUGGUUUGCUUUAGGGCUGUGCAGCAGAUUUGGCUGAGGCCUGAAACAAAUCGGGCCUAUUUGGAGGGACUCAGUUUUUGGAUGAGUCAGGUUCAGACAGCCACAUUUGACUGCAGGUCACAUUGCAUGGCCCAGAACAAUCCAUGGCUGUUGGGGGUGGGGAAUUAGGCAUGAGGGAGAGGCAGGCAGGGUGGGGGGAAACUGCAUGACUGCUGGAUGCUUCCUCCUCCCCACAUGACCCCUUCCGCUCAACAGCUGGGUGUGGGUGAUACUGUGCAAGCAGCUUUCCUUUAGGAUCUGGGUGUCAGGAGUGAGCCAGCAAUAAAUCACACUGUGCAUGUUGGAGUUAACUCAUUAUUACCAGGUUCACUACAGACUUGGUUGAAUGUCAGGCCUAAUGAGCAGAAGAGUUCAUUCCCUGUGGUCUUACUCCAUGAAAAGAAGAAGAAGAAGAAGAAGAAGAAGAAGAAGAAGAAGAAGAAGAAGAAGAAGAAGUUGAUUAAAAUACAAUUUAAAAAACAAGAUUAAAAUACAACAUUAAAACAUUAGGAUGCAGCCUCUUCACAGGAGGAGAAAGGAAAAAGAAAGAGGGGAAGGGAAUCAAACUGAUUCUAAGCCAGAGGCCAGGUGGAACAACUCUGUCUUACAGGCCCUGCGGAAAGAAAUCAGAUCCUGCCGGGCCCUGGUCUCAUGAGACAGAGCGUUCCACCAGGCCGGAGCCAGUGUUGAGAAGGCCCUAGCUCUGGUUGAGGCUAAUCUAACUUCCUUAGGGCUCGGGACCUCUAGGGUGUUGCUAUUUAUGGACCUUAAGGUCCUCUGUGGGGCAUACCAGGAGAGGCGGUCCCGUAGGUACAAGGGUUCUAGGCCAUGAAGGGCUUUAAAGGUCAAAACCGGCACCUUAAAUCUGACCCUGUACUCCACCGGGAGCCAGUGCAGCUGGAAAAGCACUGGGUGAAUAUGCUCCCAUGGCAGAGACCCUGUGAGGAGCCUCACUGCAGCAUUCUGCACCCACUGGAGUUUCUGGGACAGCUUCAAGGGCAGCCCUGUGUAGAGCGAAUUACAGUAGUCAAGCCUGGAGGUGACCGCCGCAUGGAUCACUGUGGCCAGGUCGGGGUGGGAAAGGUAAGGGACCAACUGUUGUCAAAAAUCAGUUGUCGAGGCUGAAAGUCCCCUCUUCCCCACAACAGUCUUAAGUCCCUUCCUCUCUAGGGCUUUUUCCAAGCAAUCUGAGACUGUGCCUGUAUGCAGCCAAUCUCUCCUCUGCCCUUUUCAUGCCACUUCUGGUUCAGGGAGAAAAGGAGGGAGGGGAGCUUGUCACAGCAGAAGGAGGAGACACUUGUGACUCCUCACCAGCCGAACUCAUCUUGGCCUCUUGACCUCCCUCCUCCUCUGCUUCAGCUUCUGCCUUUGAUUCUGGAUUUCACUCUGCCACAGACUCUCCCAGCUCACCAAGUCCUGGUACCCCUUCAGCUUCUGGCAUCUCCUCUUCCCAGCCUUCUCCCUGUGACCACUCAUCGUCAUCCCACCACCACUCCCUGGGCUCUGAGCUUUCCUUAGUGCUUCCUCAGCUUGUUCCUCCCACCAUUCCUCUGUGCCCAACCAGUCCAUGACACCGGGGAUGGGGUGGCACCCUAGUCUCGGUAGGGAGAGGGGAAGGAGACACAAGGUUCCUUCCCACACCCCACUCCUGACUUCAUGUUUAGAAAGGCUUUUAAAACCCUAAUUAAACAUUAGCCCUGACCACAAAUGUAUUCAGGAACAGACUGGGGUGAGGAGUUGGUCCCCAGGUUGACCCUGGAUUGGAAACAUAAAACAGAUGGCCAGUGGUUUGCACUGGUAAAUUAAUCCCAGCCACAUGUAGCACCAUUACCUCCCCCUCUAAUUAAAUCCACCCAAUUAUAAAGCAAUAUGGUUGCCCCCCCCCAUUUGCUUGCCCCUAGAAGCUUUAAGCUGUGAAGCAGUUUAUAAAUUUCUGGGUUGUUUUCUUUUGAUGCCAUAUAAAGCACCAAAGCUAACAAGUCAGUGUGCAAACAGAUUCCUUCAUCUGUCCCAACUGCAACAAAACAUGCCUCUCCCAUAUUGGUCUCUAUAGCCACAGCAGGCACUGUAACUGUCCAGCAGUUUGGCUUCACUCACCUACCCACCCCAAGGCACAUCUGAGACAAAUGGAUGCCAACUAUUGCAUUGUGGACUGGGGCUCAGAGCUACUGUGUAGGUGCCCAUGUUUUGGUGCCUUCUGCAGUAGUGAUGUAUGGAAGUGAGAGCUGGACCAUAAAGAAGGAUGAUUGCCAAAGAAUUGAUGCUUUUGAAUUAUGGUGCUGGAGGAGACUCUUGAGAGUCCCAUGGACUGCAAGAAGAUCAAACCUCUCCAUUCUGAAGGAAAUCAGCCCUGAGUGCUCACUGGAAGGACAGAUCCUGAAGCUGAGGCUCCAAUACUUGGGCCACCUCUUGAGAAGAGAAGACUCCCUGGAAAAGACCCUGAUGUUGGGAAGGAUUGAGGGCACAAGGAGAAGGGGACAACAGAGGACGAGAUGGUUGGACAGUGUUCUUGAAGCUACGAACAUGAGUUUGGCCAAACUGCGGGAGGCCUGGCGUGCUCUGGUCCAUGGGGUGACGAAGAGUUGGACACGACUAAAUGACUAAACAACAACACAGCCAUGGAAGGGUAUAGCAAUAUCUAAAUUCAGGCUGUGUGAUUGGUGGGCCAUGUCUAACCUCUGGAUUGCUUCUUUGACAUGUCAGUACCAGCAUAUUGUACUUCUUCAGACUCCAUAUCAAAACCUGACAUCCAUAAACUGACUGGGUUGAAGAAUUCACACUGAUUCUGUAGCCUAACCUAAAGCUUCCCCAGACUGACCGUCAUUCCCCUCUUUCAGAGUGUGAAUGAGGAUCUAAACACAGAAACACAUACACCAUGUGCAUGAUAGAUAAGUAAAUAAGCUUCCACGAUAUGCUCAUCUCUCUCUCUCUCUCUCUCUCUCUCUCUCUCUCUCUCCCUCCCUCCCUCCCUCCCUCCCUCUUCCUCUCUCCCUCUCCCUCUCCCCACCCAACCUCCCCCAUUUCCUUCCCAACUCUAGAAGUCAAUUGGAUCCUACUGCUUUCUGCUUUACUUCCCUAUCUGCCUAGCCACCUUUUUGUUCAUCUUGAAGUUUCUCCCAGAAACCAAGAAGAGGACCUUUGUGGAUAUCAAGAGAAUCAUGUUGCUGCGGUCAGUCAAGAAGGUCUCAGCCACGGUGGUUGAUUAGAAACUCAAGAAUCACCCUAUGCAGUUAUUUAGUUGGGAUUUUUUUGUUUUUGUUUUUGAAUUUCCAAACAAACGAUUCUAAGAAAGCUCUUAUUGAUAUCCUCCAAUUGCCUUAGUUCAGCUAAUGUAGUAAUAAUAUAAGAUUCCCUGCUGAUCU
Molecule: messenger RNA, 13701 nt
Organism: Podarcis lilfordi (Lilford's wall lizard)
Lineage: Eukaryota; Metazoa; Chordata; Lepidosauria; Squamata; Lacertidae
Source: the annotation of a GenBank genome assembly